AUGUCAGAUAGUCAGUUGUCUCAUCCAUUUGGUCAAGGUUAUUUUCCUCCUGCAUAUAAAUUCAACACAAAUCGAAUAACUUCGAAUAAUCAACAAUCUCAGAAAUAUGUGUCAACAACAAAUGCUGUUCAUUACCAAAAUCAAUCAUCAACAAAACUACCACAACAAUCUACGACAUCGACAAACUCCUUUCAACGAUGGAAUUCAGCUUCGACAUUUAAACAGCCACCGCCUGCUCAACCGCCAACAUUGUUUCCUCGACAUAAUUCUGCAUCAUCACUUACACAACAACAGCAACAACAAAAAACUUUGUCGUCAAAUAAUGCUGCUCCAGCUGCUUCUCACAUCCAAACUUACAUUCAUGACCAUUUCUCUCUCUCUUCCUCAUCCUCUCGUUGGCGUCCAAAUCAAUCGACUGGUGGUAGUCAACAACAACCAAAACUAAUUGGUCUCACAACAGUGCCACGAACAAAUAAUCCGACAUCAACAGUAUCAAAAUUUCAAUUAAUCUCUUCAGCUGAUACUCGCCGUAUGCCAGAAGUUGAAAUUGCACUAAAACAAUUGUUAUUAAACAUUCAAACGUCUCCUAAAGAGGGUGAUGAAAUACAAGAACCAAUAACGUUAAAAGAAGUACAACUACAUCCAUAUCAACGAUAUGCUCUAGCGUGGAUGAAUUGGCGAGAACAGACGGCUCCAUCAGGCGGUAUUUUAGCAGAUGAUAUGGGUCUUGGUAAAACUGUAACAACCGUUGCAUUUAUUCUUUAUCGAAUGGAAUCGUCGUCGAUAACAACUGCAUCUUCAUCUACAAAUGAAAAGUUAAUACCUACAACAUUAAUUGUUGUUCCUGCGACUCUGAUGCAUCAUUGGGAAGCGGAAAUAGAUCGUUUAUCAUCAAUGAGAUGUUAUAUUUAUCAUGGUAGUUCUAGAAAACGAGAAAUUGAGAGAGGAAUUAAAUUUAAACAAUAUGACGUCGUUUUAACAUCGUAUGAAAUUGUAAGAUCAGAAUAUGGUCAACAAACAACAGCAAUUGAACAAUCGAAUCCCUUGUUCAGUGUGAAAUGGACACGUGUUAUUUUGGAUGAAGCACAUCGUAUUCGCUCUCAUACAACUCAAACAGCACAUGCCUGUGUUGGUCUUGUAGCAAUUUAUCGCUGGUGUUUAACUGGUACACCGAUUCAUAAUAAAGCCGAUGAUUUUUAUUCAUUAUUAAAAUUUUUACAUUAUGAACCAUUUGAUAUUCAUGGAACAUGGAAAAUAUUUAUAUCAAAUAAAGAAAAAUUUCAAGAAAGAAUGAAAUGUUUAGUCAGUGCUCUAUUAUUAAGACGAACAAAACAAGACAAAAAUCAUCUUGGUCAACCACUCGUACCACUUCCAUCUCGUACCGUCGUCGACAUAUGGUUGAAUUUGUGUGACGUUGAACGUAAUUAUUACGAGAAAAUUCGUAGCAAUAUGACAUCGACAUAUCAAAAAUUUCUUCGACUUCGUCAACAAAAGCAAAAAACGAAUACAGUCGUUUUAUUUACAUUGAUGUUAAAAUUGCGUCAAGCGUGUAAUCAUUUAUCAUUGGUACAGCGUAUUUCAUCAGAUGAUGGUCAAGAUGUUCUAGAUGAAGUGAAAAAAGAUGUUGAUUUAGAAUUGUCAAUGUUCAAUUUGGAUUUAAAUGAUACAUUGACAAAUGAUGAGAAUAUUCAAAAUACACAAAAUGAUAUGGCAAAACAACAGUUUGAUCAGACAUACAUGAGUACAAAAUUAAAAUGUUUAUUGGAUAAAUUAAAUGAAAUUGUCAAACAAAAACAAGAAAAAUGUAUUGUUGUAUCGUCGUGGGUUGGUAUGUUGGACAUUAUUCGUUUUCAUUUACACAAGAAAUUAUUAAUUCGAACAUCAACAAUAAGUGGUCAAGUUAAAAUUUCAGAACGACAGCAAAUAGUUAAACAGUUCAAUGAUAGUAAUGAUAAAUUAAAUAUGGUACGCUCUAUUUUGUCUUUGUUUCCCUUUUAUUAA
Messenger RNA from Didymodactylos carnosus, 2001 nucleotides. NCBI's taxonomy places the organism in Eukaryota, Metazoa, Rotifera, Eurotatoria, Philodinida, Philodinidae. The record is from the annotation of a GenBank genome assembly.